AACAGUAAGGAACAGUAUAUGCAAAUAAUGAUUACAUGGAAAUCAAAAUAGCACAUGUUUAUGCAAUUACUUGCAUAUACUAACUUGUCCCUCUGCCUGGCAGGCCGGCUGUGUUUCUCUGCGCUUCAAGUUUCCCUGGGCACAGGCUCCACCUCUUGGGUUCCUGCCCUUCCAGACCACACAGCCAGCACCUUCCCGAGAGCAGACACGGUCAUGGCUACAACUUUUGCCCCCAAGGCUAGCCAGAUUCUGAUGACCCCGGAGCCACACUACAUCCCUGGCUACGGUGGGCACUGCCCCCGUUACAAGUUCAUGCUGGGCCAGACUUAUGGGAAACUGACCUCGCAGCUGCUCACUAGCCCCCAGGCGGAUCACUCUGGCCGGCUGCUCCUGCAGCCCAACUGCUCCCCCAGAAACACAGAGGAGCCUCUGGAGCAGAACGAGAGCGGAGGAAAGCUCCCCCUGCUUGGCUGCAGCACCGUCCCAGGUUACACAGGAUUCAUCCCUCGGGCCCAAAACCACUUUGCCAAGACCUACAGCGAGAUCUGCAAGGAGGCCAGGAGCGAGUUUGCCCGGCAGCUGCUGAGGGGAACCAGACAGCGGCAGGCCUGGAAGACGGCCGGAGGGGAGUCUCCGAAGGACACGGAGCCGGAGUCUCACAGCCUCACCCCCAAGUGCAAGACCCCCCUGGCCGCCGUGUCAAAAGCUGCCGCUCCAUACGUGUCUCGCUACGCCUUCCGGCCCCAGGGGUCUCCCUACUCUCUGGAGGACAGCAACCCACAGAGGCACUUCAUCUCAGGCUUCACUGGCUUCAUCCCUCGUGCCCAGUAUCUGAUUGGGGCAAGCUACCCAGUCAUCACCCGCCGGGCUCUGGCAGAGUUUGACCGGAUGCAAUGGAGGCAGAGGCAAGGGCCUUCUGGGAGCGGCCGUGAUGCCCAGAAAGGUGGUGAUGCCCUCCCUCCACUGACAAAGACCUACCCCACAGACACGGGCCUCCUGCCCCACUACAGGGGCUACGUUCCAGGUUACAAGUUCCAGUUUGGCCACACCUAUGGCCAGCUCACCUUUGACGCCCUGGGCCAGAGCACCCUGGAGAAGCAGGUGCUGGAUAGGGAGCCAUGAUGCCCCCCUCCCCCAGGAGCCACGUCUGCCCCCUUGUUGUGUGUGUGGUGUAAGGAAGGAAAACCAGCAGCCAGAAAGGAAGAGGACGCCCUUCAACUGCCCCUCUUUCUCAAACAAAGGACCUUUUUUGGGUGGGUGGGGGGGAUGAAAGGGUGCUGGAGGAUGGGCAGCUCCCUGUUCUGGACUUUGGGGGUGGACCGGAUAGCCUUCUAGUUCCCCCAGCUCUUUGAAUCUAUGGGGUCUGUUUCUCAGGAGGGUGGCUCUUUCAGGGCGGGGAAGGUCCCAGAGGGUUCAGCCAUGUUCUGGGAAGCCCAGAGGCACCCUUUGGAGAAGGGCAGCAGGAGAAGAAGCCUUUUCCCCGCCCCGUCAGCCUUCCUCUUGCUGGAGGCUCAGCUGGAGGCCGGGAGAGGACCACCCUUGGGGCAGGCAGCCUGAAAUGAGUGGGUGCAAGGCAGCAGGUCGGAUCUUGAGAAGAGGGUCCCUCCUGCACAGUUUGGGAGAGGGGAAUGUGGCAUGUGGGGCCAGAGGCCUGUAGGGACCCACAACAUUUAAAGAAUAUCAACCAGGGCAUGUUUAACCUGAAAACAAGAGGAAACUGUCUCCGCUUUUUGCUUCACUUUGGGAUGUGGGAGCUGCACAUGUCAAACCUCCCGCAAAACAGGAGGGACUUAAAAGUGACAAGAAAAUCCCUUAAUUCAGGAUUGUUGUUUAGUCAUGUCCGACUCUUUGUGACCCCAUGGAUCAAUGCCUUGUCGUGGCGAAGGGGCUUGAAUAACUCAGAGAAGCUAUGAGCUAUGCCAUGCAGGGCCACCCAAGAUGGACAGGUCAUAGUGGAGAGUUUUGACUAAACGGGAUCCACCUGGAGAAGGAACUGGCAAGCCACUCCAGUAUCCCUGCCAAGGAAACUCCAUGGACAAAGACAACAGGCAUAUAAUUCAGGAUACUGGUGGGCUAUUUUUUUGGGCCGGGAAAUGCACAAAACGUCUCUAAUUUUAGCUACACAUUUUCCAGCCAUGGUCAGGAUUUAGUUGCCACUUGCUAGGAAUGAGCAGAACUACUUUGAAAUCAGCCUCUGCAGAAAACAUCCCAAAUUCACCCCACUUUUCACCUCUGGGCUUCCAGGUAGCUCCAUUUGAAAGAUAGGUAAGAGAAAGUCGCAGCUACUGCUGGGAUACGACCCCAGAUGACUGAAAUUAAGUAGAUGGGGGAAUGCCAGUGCCAAGUGGGGUGGGGUGGGGAAUCAUGGCCCCAUGAGAUGAUGAGGGCCCACCUGAGAUCAGUUCUCUCCUACCUGCACCCACCUGCCCUUCCUUCUCUUUAGCAGAGUCUUCUGUAACUUUGGGAUGCAGUAGGCAGUAGCGCCACCUUCUGCAGCCAGGGGCAAAAACUGUACCGCAGCCAUUUGAAGGGAAGCCAGAGCUCAGUGAAGACCCUGCCUGUCAUGGGAAAGAAACCCCGGGUUCAAGCCCCGAGGCCUUCUCCGGAGGGAGAGGGGAAGGGGACGGGAGAAUCACAGAACCAUGGGAUCCGAAAGAUGGAAGGGUUAUGUAGCCCAAGCCUCCUGCAACACAGAAAUCACAGCAAAAGUCUCUCCGAUUCUCCUUGCCUUAUAGAAAUUUUAAUUUUAAUGUAUUUAGUCUUGUUCUUAAGUUGUAGUUUAAUCAGUUGUUUUAUAUCUAGUGUUAGCCGCUCUGAGCCUGGCCUUGGCUGGGGAG
Messenger RNA from Zootoca vivipara (common lizard), 2837 nucleotides. RefSeq names its product ciliary microtubule inner protein 2B (gene CIMIP2B). The record is from RefSeq and is a predicted model, not a curated record. Lineage: Eukaryota; Metazoa; Chordata; Lepidosauria; Squamata; Lacertidae.